AUGGAGCUCUCUCUGUGGAUGCUGCUUUCACUCGGUGUCUCCGUCCUCCUCCUCCUCCUCCUCCUUUCUAGAGCCACAAAGAGGUCAUCAAAGUCCCGCGGUCAGCGGCUUCCACCUGGGCCGACUCCACUCCCAGUUGUCGGCAACCUGUUCGAGCUCGGCGACAAACCCCACCGUUCCCUCGCCCGCCUCGCCAAGGUCUAUUCCCCAAUCAUGACUCUCCGCCUCGGUCAAGUGAACACUGUGUUCGUCUCGUCCCCGGAAAUGGCAAGGCAAAUCCUGCAGGAGAACGAUGCAGUCCUCUCCAGUCGUUGGAUCCCAGAAUCU
Musa acuminata subsp. malaccensis (wild Malaysian banana) is the source of this 327-nucleotide messenger RNA. The record is from RefSeq and is a predicted model, not a curated record. NCBI's taxonomy places the organism in Eukaryota, Viridiplantae, Streptophyta, Magnoliopsida, Zingiberales, Musaceae.